Molecule: messenger RNA, 738 nt
Organism: Plasmodium knowlesi strain H
Lineage: Eukaryota; Apicomplexa; Aconoidasida; Haemosporida; Plasmodiidae
Product: cytidine and deoxycytidylate deaminase, putative
Exons: 5
Coding region: 1-738 (245 amino acids)
Biological process (GO): tRNA wobble adenosine to inosine editing
Molecular function (GO): tRNA-specific adenosine-34 deaminase activity
Source: RefSeq, a predicted model, not a curated record
AUGGUUAUGCUUACUGAAGAGGAUGCCAUUCACUUUUUAAAUAUCGCAUUGGAGGAGGCGGAAAAGAGUCUAAAGGUGGAGCUAAAGGAAAUGCCAAUAUUCUGUCUCUUGAUAAACGAGAAGAGGGAAAUUUUGUCCAGUUCGUACAACCACACGAAUGAAUCGAAGAAUGGGAGCAGACACUGUGAACUCAUAACGAUAGAUAAGUAUCUCUAUGGAGAGGAUUACGAGGGUAUGAAAAAUAACAACCUAAUAAAAUGUUUUAACAAUUGUGAAAAUGGAGUACAGAGCUCUCUCGCCAAAUAUUUUUCACACAUGGAUAUGUGGAAGAAGGAUAGAUUAGCUAAUCCUUCCUCUGCACUAGAAGACGAAGUGGUGCACAAUGAAGGAGCAAUGGGAAGUACUACUGAGCAGUUAAGUGAAGAGAAGAAAAACGAAAUAAAAUACAAGUUAGAAAAUCUCCGGAAAUGUUGCAUCGUUGUGACGUGUGAGCCCUGCAUCAUGUGUGUCUAUGCGUUGAAGCUUAUGGGCAUAAGGAACAUUUACUUCUGCUGCCUUAACGAGCGCUUUGGAGGAUGUGGAUCAGUCCUUUCCUUGCACAAAACGUACCAGGACAUAAAUGUAAAUUAUAUCAAGAGCGGAGGAUGCACGGAGAGGAGCAUUUCCCUGAUGCAAUCCUUUUACAAGGGUGGAAACCCCUCAGCUCCGGAAGAGAAAAGGAAAAGAGCUAUCAGGUGA